Boeremia exigua is the source of this 1811-nucleotide messenger RNA. RefSeq lists its product as uncharacterized. Bases 227 to 1531 code for a protein of 434 amino acids. The transcript has 2 exons. Gene Ontology annotation, molecular function: FAD binding; monooxygenase activity. The record is from RefSeq and is a predicted model, not a curated record. Lineage: Eukaryota; Fungi; Ascomycota; Dothideomycetes; Pleosporales; Didymellaceae.
AUUGGUAACUACUAAGGCAUUCACGAAUUCUGAUAGGUAAGCCGUACUCGCCCGGGGUAAAUGCAAGUUGCUAUCGUGCCGGAAGGAUGAGAUGCCUGUAAAUCUUCCGGCAUCCUGGCAUUGCGGAUGAACUAUAUAAACAUGUAUUGUUGUCAACUUCACAGACGAUCUGGUGAUCUAGCACUUGUCACUUGUCGAAGCCCCCAAAAUUCCAGCAGGACAUUCAAUGGCGGAACCCAAUCAACCGCUCAAAGUCACUGUAGUAGGCGCAGGUAUAGGCGGUCUUUCGGCGGCGAUAGCCUUACGCAACACUGGCCAUGCUGUCACAGUGUACGAAAAAUACGCUUCGGCCUUCACAAGUACGACCUUGCCACUGUCAAAUGCCAUCUCAACGGGUGCCAACAUCCUCCGUAUCAUCGACAGAUGGGGAUUUGAUUUUGCGAAAGCCAGGGCGGGCGUCAACUUGCAGGAAAGGAUCUUCCAUGGCGAGACCAUGGAACAGAUGCACCACAUCGACUUCAAGUACAACCGCGAAGAAUUCGGUUACGACUGGUUGAUGAUGCGCAGGCAGGCGCUGCAUGAAGGCUUGCUGGAAAUCGCAACAAAUACCUCACACGACCAGGUGCCAAUUUCCGUCCGGUUGGGUCAAGAAGCAAUCGCACUUGACUGUGAGCAUGGAAGGCUGACGUUCAAAGAUGGAGAAGAGGUUGUUAGUGACCUGGUAGUCAUAGCAGACGGAGUGCACAGCAAGCUCGUUGACGCUAUCACCGACAACACAACUCCUCCCCUACAGGCUGGUCGUACGGCGUAUCGCUUCAUGGUACCGCGCGAGAAGAUCAUGGCUGAUCCGGACUUACGAGCUGUGUAUGAGAACGAGGAAGAGGGAUUCUCGUACUACCAGAUUCCCGAGAAGAGGAUCUAUUUCCUUGUCGCACAGUCUGAUGAGGGCGAAUCGUUCUAUUGUCUACUUCUACAUCCGGCCGUAGAGACGAACAUGGAUGCGAUCGGAAAAUGGAGUGUGGCAGGGUCGAGAGCCGAAUUGGAGCUGCUGACCGAAGGCUUCCAUCCGGUUGUCAAGAAGCUGUGCGAGCUGGCAGCAACUCCGCUGCUCUGGACAAUUUGCUGUCGUGAGCCAUUAGUAUCGUGUGUCAAAGGUAAAACAGUCGCGAUUGGAGAUGCCUGUCAUCCACAUCUGCCUCAUCAUGGACAAGGAGCUGCAGCAGCAGCAGAAGAUGCAGCAUCUCUCGGAGUGUUUCUCUCUGGAGCCCAAAGACCUAUUACACCGUAUGCUGUUCCGACAGUCUUGCAACAAUGGGAAUCUUUCAGGAUGCCGCGAGUAAGGGCAAUCCAACUCAUGACGAUUGCUUUCCCUAUGCCGAUCGAAGAGCUGGAGCCCAGAAUACGUGCAUCGGGCUACAACGGCGCAUUGCCUGCGAACGUCGAUGGGCACGAGAAGACAAUAACGCGUUGGUUCUAUGAGUAUAAUGUGGUAGCAGAGGCAAGUGCGUAUGAUGAAAGAUUGCGCGUUUAGGAAAGGGGACCAACGAAACGCAGACCAAAACACGCUCGAAAAGCGUGUCUUUGCUGACGACGGAACAAUUGACAAGAACGACAACAAAUGUAGGGUUCGCUGUGAAUUGAACGAAAAGCAAGUAUCAAUCAACAUAGCAGCCAAUAAGUGAUGUUCGGGGAUGACCUCGCCGAGCCGUCUGCCCAGGCUGUGGUUAAGCCACAAGAUAAGAAGCUAUCACUGGCAGUAUCUUGAUUACGCGACGUCGUUGCGUGGAGACUUCACACGUGUAGAAUAGUGG